AUGUCUUAUCAAGGCCAUUGCAAUUGCGAGAGUAUUCUCAUCACUCUUCUCCAGCAACCUCCAAGCUCAGUUAUUUGCCAUUGCGACUGUUGCAAGCGAGCAGGUGGUGGCCGUCAGUACAUUCGCCAAGACCGAGCGACAUCGCACAUUUUGCUUACAACCAUCUUAGCAUUCUCUGUAAACUACAUUGUCGAUGAGGCUGAAUUGACCAUCGACGAUCCGCAUGCAAUAUUGAAGCUCUACGAUGACAAGAAAUCGAUCAGUGGAAACGUUGUGAAGCGUUAUUUCUGCUCCAGCUGCGGCAGUCCAGUGUUCACCAAAACCCCUAAGGCUCCUGGAAAGGUCUUUUUGAAGGCUGCCUUAUUCGACAGUGUCGCCCAUCCUAAAACCGAGGUGUUUACCAAGAAGCAAUACCAGUGGGUUACUGUUGAGAACGGAGAAAGGCAAACGUAA
Messenger RNA from Penicillium digitatum Pd1, 453 nucleotides. The record is from RefSeq and is a predicted model, not a curated record. Lineage: Eukaryota; Fungi; Ascomycota; Eurotiomycetes; Eurotiales; Aspergillaceae.